AUGCGGGACUAUCGAGAGGAGUUCGACUGGUCUCCACAAUUGCGCCUGCAGCUAAAGAAAGUCUUUGACAUCUCGAGCUUCCGUCUCGUCCAGGAGCCUGCCUGUAACGCCAACAUUGACGGCCGCGACAUAGUUUGCAUCAUGCCCACAGGUGGCGGAAAGUCUAUUGUAUAUCAACUACCGGCACUAUUUGCGCUCGGAUGUACUCUGGUCAUAUCCCCGCUACUUUCCUUGAUCAAAGACCAGAUCAUGCAUCUUCAGGAAGCCGGUGUGGAGGCUGUCAUGCUCACAGGCUCCACCUCCAAGGACGACCAGAGUUACAUCUACAAGUGUCUCCAGUUCACUGCGGAUCCGAACAAAGUCAAGGGCGGUAGCGACCCGAAAGGGAGAAAGUUUAAGGAGAUCAAGCUUUGCUACGUUACGCCUGAGAAAGUAGCGAAAAGUAAGACGUUAUUAGCGAUUAUCGAGACCCUUGCGGAGAGAAACCGGCUUCCCAGGAUUGUUAUCGACGAGGCCCACUGCGUGUCUCAGCUGGGACACGAUUUCAGACCCGAUUAUAAGGCGCUCUCAAAGCUUCGCCAGCUCUUUCCCAAUGUGCCCAUCCUGGCCCUCUCCGCCACAUGCCCCCCAAACGUUCUCAAAGACGUCCUCAAGAUUCUCCGUCUCAACCGCGUAACUGAUUUCAAGCAGGCCAACGCCGAUGGUACCGUUUACCUGACGAGUCCGCUGUACCGCAAGAACCUGCAUUAUAAAGUCCUGCCGAAGCCCAAAUCUGCAAAAGCAUUUAUUGAGCAGAUUAUACAGUACAUAGAAGAGGAACAUCCAGGAAAGACGGGAAUCAUCUACUGUUUGACGCAGAAGGAUGCCGAAGAUGUCGCGAAAGGCGUGCAGGAGGGAAGUAAAGGAAAGGUCAAGUGUGGCGUGUAUCAUGCUUCCAUCCCCGAACCCCAGAAGGAAGGACUGCACGAGGCGUGGAGGGCUGGGAAGGUCAAGGUCGUUGCUGCGACUAUCGCAUUCGGUCUUGGUAUCGAUAAAGCUGAUGUUCGAUUUGUGUUGCAUCAUUCGAAAUCACUAGAGAACUACUACCAGGAGUCUGGACGCGCAGGAAGAGACGGCGAUGAUGCCGAAUGCGUCCUGUUUUAUAGAGCACAGGAUGCUUUUCGCUUGACUGGGGUCUACACGAACGAGAUCGGCGGUGUGGAGAAAAUUCAUGGUAUGGUCCAAUUUGCCCAAGAUGUUCUCGAAUGUCGCAAGAUCCAGUUCAUUCGCUACUUCUCCUCAAUCGAAUACGUAGCAGUCAACUCAUGGACGCAAGACAGCAAAGACUCCCUCACACCCUGCGGCCACUGCGACAACUGCACUCGUGAUCCUUCCACAGUCGAGAACAAAGACGUCACUCUGGAUGCCUGGCGAGUUCUUCAAAAGAUGAAAGCGUUGGACGGGUCUAAAGUCAAAGCUACGAUGAAUGAGUUGGUAGAGGCGGCUAGGGGAUUGGGUGGCGCGGGAUCAAAGGCGAAGAAAGUGAGAGUGGAUUCAGUGUCCGCCGUGGGUGGUAGUGGCGGUGUCGAUAAAGUCGAAAUGUCAGAGAAGGAGACGGAAGCACUUGUGAUGACCCUCGUCGUGAGAGGCUAUCUCAAAGAGGCCUACGUCCAAACCGCUUACCGAACAAACAUCUACCUCACCACUGGCCCCAAAGCGUAUCCGAUAACGAGGCUAUCCAGGACGGACAUCGAGAAUGGGCGGGGAGAACGUAUCAAUAUGGGCGUCUUGAAGGAGGUGAAGAAGAAGAGGAAGUCGAGGAAGUCGGGGACUAACGCGUCCGGCAAGGAUGUUCCCACUUCUUCGAAGACCGCCAAAGCCGGUCGGGGGGUGAAGAGGAAGCAGAUAGAAAUGGAUGGGGAAGACGAAGGGGAUGAGGAUGAAGACAUCGUGGACGACGCGGAUGACGAAGUGCAGGAGACUCCUCGUACGUCGCGAGCGCGUCGAAAAGAGAACACUAACACAAGGAGACCCAUAGGGUUCGACUUCGAAGAUCCUAGUGACGAUGAAGUGGAGUAUGUGAGUGGGGAGGAUGACUGGGCGUAUGAUAUGAAGGGGACUGGUCACCAGUCAAAGGGACGGCCUUCCGGAGGUGGAAGCAAAAAGGCAAACCAUUCGCGUGCUGGACAAUCAGACGUGAUAGAAAUUUCUUCGGACUAG
Stereum hirsutum FP-91666 SS1 is the source of this 2199-nucleotide messenger RNA. Its product is annotated as ATP-dependent DNA helicase. Gene Ontology annotation, molecular function: ATP binding; 3'-5' DNA helicase activity; nucleic acid binding. The transcript is spliced from 15 exons. The coding region runs from base 1 to 2199 and encodes 732 amino acids. The record is from RefSeq and is a predicted model, not a curated record. Lineage: Eukaryota; Fungi; Basidiomycota; Agaricomycetes; Russulales; Stereaceae. Gene Ontology annotation, cellular component: chromosome; cytoplasm. Gene Ontology annotation, biological process: double-strand break repair via homologous recombination.